GUCUCGCGCUGAACUUGCAGUGGCAUGGAUCUAAGAAAAUGACGUUAGCUGCUUAUUUUUGUGGAAAUCUGCAAGGCACUUAUAAACUUGUACUUUUAAAGAAAGGUUAAUAAAAUCAAAUAAGCAGUGCGCUAAUAGAAUAAACUAGCGAAUCAAUAACGGAGCUUGGUAUUUAGGUUGUCUAGCUAGCAAGUUGGCUUGAAUGUGAUGUAAGUAGCUGUCAUAUUUGAAGUAAAAAUAUGACAACACGAUUGUAUGCAUGAUAUCUUCAGAACCAAGUAGGUAAAUAAUUAAUGUAUUUGUUUCAACGCUUGAGAACAACAUGAACAACAGAUGUUACGGCUGUGCUUCCAAGUUCACCCUCUUCAAAAAAGAGUUAGGGUGUAAGAACUGCGGACGUGCCUUCUGCGCAGGGUGUCUUAGUUUUAGCGCUUUGGUGCCGCGCCUUGGGAACACCGAACAGAAGGUCUGCAAGCAAUGUCAUGGGAACCUCACAAGUGGAGGCAAUCAAAACGAUGCCGCCAGAUGGUCUCCUCCUGAAAACUAUAAGAAACGAGUUGCAGCUCUGGAAGCCAAACAGGGGAGACCAGGGCCAGGGCUCAGACCCGGGCCCUGUAAGGCGAGUACCCCUGGAAUUCCAUCGACCAAAGGUUUGAGCAAAGAGGACCAGGCCAUCGCUGAGAGGUUGCAGAAGCUGAAGGAGGACACUAAACCAAAAUCCAUACCAUCAGAGAAAGAGAUUGAGUCCCGCCUGGCUGCCCUGAAGGCUCCAGCCCAGCCUGUGCCCUCUGCUGCGGACAUGGAGGACCGGCUGGCUGCCCUGCAGGGCAGACCCCCACCAUCCCAGGCCCCCCCACCGGUCCACCAGCCUCCUGAUACCAGGACCCAGACUGAACAAGCCAGUGACCUAAUAACACAACUCUCUGAUGAAGUGGCCAUAGACAACCAACAGCAACCAGGCUCAGAAGGCACUACCCUGCCAUUCAUGUCUCAUGGCUUGGAUGGCCCCCUGAAUGACCUGAAUAAACAGGAGGGGGGCGGGCUGACGGAGAACCUGGACGACCCUCAGGAGGCGGCCAAGCAGCUGGAGGCAGAGAAGAGCCGCCUGCUGGCAGCGGCCAUGGAGGAGCUCAGGCAGGACCGCUACGGGCAGGAGCAAGUGGUGCAGAUGGCCAAGAGACUGGCCCUGCUGAAGGGGCAGGACCCUGACAAAGUCACCCUGGAGGAUUUCCAGCAUCCAGACAGUGAGGAGGAGACUGAGGAGGAGGCAGUGAAGAGAAUAAUGAAGCAGCUCACUGAAGAAGCGGUUUUAGAUGAGGCCUCAGGUUAUAACAUCCCGCUACAGCACAGUGGCCCACGGAACACAGAGAAGUCUGGGAAGCACAAGAUGAAGUCUUCCGGGGUCUGUAAGAGGCCUGCUAUGGCCGCCGCUGUAGCCCGGGUCCAGGUCUCUGACAGUGACGAUGAGGACGAGCUGCCCUGGUGCUGCAUCUGCAACCAGAAGGCCACCAUCCGCUGCCACUCCUGUGACGGGGACCUCUACUGUCAGCGCUGCUUUAGGGAAGGCCAUGACGAGUUUGACAGAAAGGAGCACCGCACAUCCAACUACCAAGCGCCACGGAAACCCAAGAAGAAGACGUGAGAUAGGGCAGAAGCUAACAUUCCGCUCAGCAGGUUCACUUUGAUGGAUGAACCUCAGAAAGGCCAGACUCUUGUCUCUGAAUUACUGCUAUAUCACUGCGGGGCUGUAGAUCACAGCUAAACAGGAGCCUAUCUGUGGCAAACAGAGGGGGACACUUUUGUUCCAGCAUUAAUGUAACACAGUAUAUGCUGUAGAGAAUAGACUCUGGUAGUGUCAGUGUAACCAUAGUCACAAUCGAUGGCUGCAGCUUCUAAGGCUCAGAAUAAUCUCAUCUUGUACUUUGACAUGAGGAAAUGUAAUGAGUAAAAGCUAAUGUCAAAUGACUCUGUGGUUAUCAGUACCAAAUUGUACAGUGUUAACCAGUAAUGUCAUCAGUACCCAUCCUAAUUUUGUAAUCUUCUGCUGUCAAAUAUUUGUAGAUUUAGUGCAUUCCACGCCCACAUAAUGAUUAUCUUAAUAAUACAGAGGUACUGCUGCAUAACGAGAGGAAAAAUAAUCUGCGAGGAAAAUGUAAUGAUUUUCAGAUGUCUGAAUAAAUGUCAGAUGAACUCGGAAAUUACAUAUAUAGCUCCUAAUGUUUCAUACUUUUCUGCCUGUAUCCACUGAUAAUGUCUGCCCUGUUUCCACAAAUGCCUUUAUGCAGGUAUAUAAAAUGUCCA
Molecule: messenger RNA, 2301 nt
Organism: Megalops cyprinoides (Indo-Pacific tarpon)
Lineage: Eukaryota; Metazoa; Chordata; Actinopteri; Elopiformes; Megalopidae
Gene: zfyve19
Product: zinc finger, FYVE domain containing 19
Exons: 11
Coding region: 323-1642 (439 amino acids)
Biological process (GO): abscission; mitotic cytokinesis checkpoint signaling
Cellular component (GO): midbody; centrosome; cleavage furrow
Molecular function (GO): metal ion binding; phosphatidylinositol-3-phosphate binding
Source: RefSeq, a predicted model, not a curated record